AUGGCAAUGAGAGCGGCGGCGAUUAAGGCGGCGGCCGUAUCCACCGCAGCUCCGAGAGGCCUAAGAGCCCUGUAUUCGUCUUUACCGGGAUUUUCAUUUAAUUUGCCACCGACUCAAGUUGAGAAACCUCCUCCCGCUGAACCAUCCACCAAUCUCUUCGUCUCUGGGCUCAGCAAACGUACAACUACUGAAGGCCUCCGAAAUGCCUUUGCUAAGUUUGGGGAAGUAGUCAACGCUAAAGUGGUAACUGAUCGUGUGUCUGGUUACUCAAAGGGUUUCGGGUUUGUAGAUUAUGCAACUUUAGAAGGAGCUGAAGCAGGGAUAAAGGGCAUGGAUGGCCAGUUCUUGGAUGGUUGGGUUAUUUUCGCCGAGUAUGCAAGACCAAGACCUCCUCUCCCCUCCUUGAACAAUGGGUAUCCACAGCAAGGUCAGCGUGUCGUUUGCUACUUCGUCAAGGGGACUCAGUAUCUGGAAGGUGUCUUCCAUUUGUUUAGCAAUAUUGUGCAUAAUUUUCAUGGCAUGACUUGUCUUUCCUCUAAUGAGGCACAUCUUAGGGAUUCAGACACAAAUGGAAGUACGAUUACUAGGAAAAUAAAGGAUGAAAUGGAGGAUGCAAUAUAUAGUGCUCCCAGGUCUGUAAAAUGUAAGCUAUACUGGAAAGUGGCUGUUCCAUCCGAGAACUAG
Fraxinus pennsylvanica is the source of this 684-nucleotide messenger RNA. The record is from the annotation of a GenBank genome assembly. Lineage: Eukaryota; Viridiplantae; Streptophyta; Magnoliopsida; Lamiales; Oleaceae.